AAGAUAUUUAUAAUGACCCAAAAAAAAAAAUUUGUAUUUUUCAACGCGGUGGCUACCUACUGAAAUACGAUAAAACCCGCGAAGAUCGUGUUUUACUUUCAGUUUACGACACGCAGUUGACCAACGAAAAGGUGGUGAAAAAUUAUUGAAGGACAAAAUUCAUUAUUUUGUAAAGAAAAGAAAAGUUUCAAGCUAAGUUGUACAUAUAGGAAACUGUUCUAACGUGUUAAAUAAAUUGAAUUACAUAAAUUUAAUCUUAAAAAAGCGAGACAGCAAAAUAAAAUUGUUUCCUGUUCGCCAUUUAGAAAGUGUACAAAUACACCAAUACCAAAGCAGAGUGUUAGAUGGUGGAGAGUGUGGAAUGCAAAAGUGUUGCCCUGUUUUGAAUAGAAAAAAACAAUAAAUUUUAAAGAAGUUGCAACUCUACUGUGGAUGGCUCUCCAUAACGCUGUGACUUUUAAAAUAAAAACAAUAUCUAAAUCACUGAAAUAUCAAAAUAAAAAACUUCUUCUGAAAAAGUUAUGACAAGCCGCUUACAAAAGAAUUAAAUCAAAAGGCGUUUAUACAUAGACAAAUCUCAAAGGAAAACAAUCUGUAGCUCCGCAUAACACUCGUCUCUAAAAAUUGACUUCGGGUUAUUUUACUCGCUAUAUAUAUAUAAUAACGAGAAGCUAAUCGGUAUAUUACGUUUCGUGUUUUGUUGCUUAAAGAAAUUAUUUGCAGUUUUUAAUGCAAAAAAAAAGCAUUUAUAAAAACGACUAAAGCGAUAUAAAGAACUUUAAGAAUAAAAGUAGAAAAGAGAAAAAUACGAGCCAAAGAUUAGUGAUGGACGUUGCUCUUAAUUCAGUCGUUGCGUCCUCAACGCAUACCCAACAAUUGGCUGCAGUCGAAAGAUAUCCGACUUUGUUGGAAACCAAAUGUAAUAAUAGUAUUUACAUCAAAAAUUAUAAUAUCGAUAAUAACGGUGCAGUUGAUCUCGGCCAAGGCAUUUUAAAUUUGAUUGGAUCGGCACAGGAAUGUUGUAAAAAGGAAGGAGUAAUCACACCUGGUGAUGAAUAUGCGUUGGCAUCGCUAUCUCUUAAAAAUGCGCUCAAUCUUAAUAAGAAUGUAAAUGAGAUCGAUAUUCAAAAUUUGGUUGAAGACGAAAAAUGUCAACAGCAAAAAAUAUUCCAGUGCAAUAGCAGUGGUCUAGCGCUGCAAGCUCAGCAAUCAGAAAAUUUCGCUACAACGUCUACGGAGUUAUUGUCUGUUUUAAAGGGAACGACAAAUAUAAAAAACAAUUUUAUUCACAACACACUUAGUACUAGUUUGGAUUCAUCAAAUUUGUCGACAUCACCAUCAUCAGUAACAUCAUCUCUAACACUGGCAACAUUAUCAACAUCAUCAAUUACAGAAUCAUCUCCCGUCGCUACAAGAAUUCCAGUUGCAAGCAAAAACUCUGCGGUUAAAUCAGUCAAUGGCACCAAAAAUGGUUUACAAAUUCCGUCCGACAUACUUGAUGACUUGGCAUGUCGAUUUAUAAUUAAUGUUCCCGAUAUGGAAUUGAAUAACUUGAUAAGGAUUUGCUUUCAAAUUGAGUUAGCGCAUUGGUUUUACUUGGAUUUCUUUUGCGCUUCUGGAGGAGAUCAACAACUGCAAAGUGAAGAAGGCAUCAAAAAGAAGAAAUUACCAUCAUGUGGCAUUAAGCAGUUUGCGAUACAGAUAUUUCAGCAUAUUUCAUUUCUCCGUGAUCAUUUAUCAUCAAUCGAUAAAAUAUUGGAUGAUUGGAAAAAUUAUAAAUUAUCAGUCCCCACAUUUGGAGCUAUAUUAAUAUCUGAGGAUCUCAACUUUUGCCUUUUAGUGCAAUCAUAUUUUGCUAAGAGUUCAUGGGGCUUUCCAAAGGGUAAAGUCAAUGAGAACGAAGAUCCGGCGCAUUGUGCAACAAGAGAAGUGUAUGAAGAGACUGGCUACGAUAUUACGAAGCUAAUAGUACCAAAUGAUUAUAUUGAGGCUGUUAUCAAUUAUCAAUACACACGAUUGUAUAUAGUACGGGGUGUAUCACUAGAUACACAAUUCUCACCGCGGACUCGCAAUGAGAUUAAAUGCUGUGAUUGGUUUCCGAUCGAUUCGUUACCAGUUAAUAAAAAUGAUGCCAUAUCUAAAGCCAAAUUGGGUAUUAACGCAAAUUCAUUUUUCAUGAUCAUACCAUUUGUAAAAAGGCUUAAAAAGUGGGUGAAUGAUAAGCGCUCCGGUAUUGAAACACGACGUAAAUAUACUGGUGGCGGCGGAAGUAGUUCGCCUGAAUUGAAUUCACCUACAACGCUGAUGACAACUGCAGCGGCAGCAGCAGCUGCUGCAGUAGGUAGCAAUAACCAAAAGAACUUAAAUACGAGUAAUAGCGGUAAGAAGAACAAACAUCUUGAUAAUUAUGAGGAUAAGCACAACACUUCAAGUAGCAGCGGUGGCACAACUUCGGAUAGCGGUAAUUACAGUGCCGUAUCAUCAGGAUCAAAAAAUGGUAACAAUAGCAAUCGUUCAAAAAGACAACGUCAUAAAUCAAUGGGUGACUUGGAUUGCAAUUCAAAUAAUAAUGACAAAAGUUCAAAUAACAUUAAGACAGUGGGGUCAGAUUGUGCUGAAUCGGCAACCGAAUCAUCGCCUUCUGAUUCUGCACACAGUAAAACAGUGUCGAAUCAUAAGCGCAAUGGCAGCUCAACAAAACUCAGUGCUGCCAGCAGCAUUAAUAAUGGACAACAUAGCAAUCAGAGCAACGUUGCGGGCGGCAACCCAUCAUCCAAACGCCAAUUGUUUCACAGCCAAAGUCAAAGUGGUAAUAACCAAAAUGGAGAAAAGAUGAUCAGCUCCUUUGAUUUAAUUCGCAAAGAGAAACAACAUCACCAGAAGACAGUUGCACAAACUGACAAAUCGGCAAAAGCACAAAGGCAGCAACAACAACAAUCAAAUGGAAAUGGUAGCAGUGGGCGCGUACGGGCCAAAUCGCAGGGAGAUAAAAUGUGCGUACAACAACAAAAUACUACCAAAAACAAUAACACCAAUAACAACAAUGGUGGCAACAACAAACAUCGUGUACAAAAGCAAAUAUCAAUGAUUAUUGCCAACUCAAACGAGACAAAUAAUAAGGAUAAUAAGAGCAAUACGAUUUGCAACACUGCCGCUAAUAAGCCUAGAGUUGUAUCUACUCCCUUACCAUCGCCGACCUGCUCUGGAGCAGAACUAUUGGCACUUGCCGCAGAAGCUGUAAAUAUGCCGCCAACAGUAACUAAUUUGACGCCAAGACCACGUCCAGCAUCGGUAUCUUUACAUUUUACCACAUCGGUUGCCAGCCCAGCUGUUCAACAAUUGCAACGCAUGGCCUCAGGUACGAAUUUGCGUAUAUUAAAGCGCUGUACAUCGUAUCAACCACAGACGGAGCAGCAAGAACUGCAGACAAAAACACUUUCAAUUAAGCAAUUGCAAGAACAGCAGGUAUUGCAGCUUGAUAAUAAUCAAGAUACACGUCAGCAGCCACUGAAAUUUACACCAAGCUUAAAUUCUUGGACGAAUUUUUCGUUUACAAAAAAUUUUAUUUCAAACGUAUUCUGUUAGAUACCAUGCCAAUCAAAGUAGAAGAUGUGCCGAAUGAUUGAAUGUUGUGUGGCGCGGUAAUAAUAGAUAUGUCUGAAUGAUUUGAAAGUUAAGUUUGCGAAGAAAGUAUUUUAUAAGAGAGGCAUAAGAAGGUGAACUGCCUUAAUAGCGAUCAAAUUUUUGUUUAAAUUUAAUUCAAAUGCUUGUCAUUUGGUGAUAAAAAUAUUGAAUUGCAUGUUAUUGAAUAGCGAAGUCAGAAUAAAAUGUAUGUACAAGACACAUAAUAUCUGAGAUAUUUAGUGACGAAAUGUGUGUGCAUAGAGUCAAAAAAAAUAAUUAACAUAGAUUUUUUUGUUAUACAUAGUAUAUUUAUUCGAAAUGUACUAAAAGGAAUUUUAACUUUUUAUGGCUUUCUCCUAGUACUCAACUCGCUGCUUUUAACUAAUUUUUUUUUCUCAAUGUAUCUACUACAAAACUAUUUUAUUUAUAUCUAUUUAAUUUUUCUCUAAUCUGAUCAUUUUCAUCUUCAAUUUUGCUAAAACUGAAGCAUACAGACGAAAUUCAAACUUGGAUUUUUAAUUUUAGUUUUGUUUAUAAAUAAAAAAAUAGAUUAUCUUUUGGUGGGACACUAUACUUCCUUCAAACUAUAUGAAACAAUUAAAAUCAAACAUUGUGAAAUUGUAAGUUUUAGCCUAUAUAAUAUUAGAAUAAUUAUUCAGUUGAUAAAAAAUGCCACCUACAAAUAGUGAGAAACCGCUAGACGACUAAUAGGUAGGCUUAAGCGUAAUUGUAGCCAUUAAAAAUUGAUGGUAACUUAAUAACAUCCAAAUCAACCAUCAUUUCAUUCCAUCAUCACGCUCUACCAACGCCUUGUGAUAGUACAAUAAAUUUUACUUUUAGUUUUAAUGAUAAAUGUAUCAUGUACGUACUGAAAUGUAAAAAAAAGUGCAAAGUAACUUGUCGUGUGCAGAAAUUAAAUGCCUAUUUUUGUCGCUCUAUUUAAAUGCUCUCAAUGAAUUCUUCCAUUUUGAUAAUGAAGAGUAAUUUCAGUACAAAUUUUCUUGCUGUUUUCAUGUGGCAUUUUGAGCGCAAAAAUGUUGAGAAAAUAGACAAACAAACAAACAAACAAAAGAAAACAUAAAUUAUUCAAAUGUACCUCGAGUUAUUGCAUUUUUUACUCUAUAUUACUCAUAAUAAUGUUCAAAUUUCUAUGGACCAGAAAUAAUUACCUUCUUAACAUUUAUUUUAA
Ceratitis capitata (Mediterranean fruit fly) is the source of this 4813-nucleotide messenger RNA. RefSeq names its product mRNA decapping complex subunit 2 (gene DCP2). Gene Ontology annotation, biological process: nuclear-transcribed mRNA catabolic process, nonsense-mediated decay; deadenylation-dependent decapping of nuclear-transcribed mRNA. Gene Ontology annotation, cellular component: cytoplasm; P-body. The transcript is spliced from 5 exons. Gene Ontology annotation, molecular function: 5'-(N(7)-methylguanosine 5'-triphospho)-[mRNA] hydrolase activity; manganese ion binding; RNA binding. Bases 826 to 3585 code for a protein of 919 amino acids. The record is from RefSeq and is a predicted model, not a curated record. Lineage: Eukaryota; Metazoa; Arthropoda; Insecta; Diptera; Tephritidae.